AUGAGUCUGAUCUGCGUCCUCAUCUGGACUCUCCUCUGCUGCUUCUUCACAGAGUCCAGAGGACAGAUCACAGUGACUCAGUCUGGAGCAGUAAACUCUGCUCUGGGAGGUUCUGUCACCAUCAGCUGUAAGACCAGCCCCAAUGUUUAUGUCUGGAGCAACUACCACCGUGCAUCGUGGUUCCAACAGAGAGAUGGAGGAAUUCCUAAGCUGCUCAUUUACUACGCCAACACUCGAGAAUCAGGGAUUCCAGAUCAUUUUACAGGCAGAGGAUCAAACUCUGACUUCAGUCUGACCAUCAGUGGAGUCCAGACUGAAGAUGCUGCAGUUUAUUACUGUAUGGGUGAAUUCCACAUCAACAGUCAGUGGUCGUUGACUUUUGGUGGAGGAACCAGACUGGAUGUUGGAAGUGAUGUCCAUCCCACCCUGACGGUGCUGCCCCCCUCCAGUGAGGAGCUGCAGCAGGGGAAGGCCACGUUCAUGUGCCUGGCCAACAAGGGCUUCCCCUCAGACUGGAGUCUGUCCUGGAAGGUGGACGGCAGCAGCAGCAGCAGCAGCAGCAGCAGCAGCAGCAUGAGCUGGGAGGAGAGCAGGAGCCCCGGGGUGCUGGAGAAGGACGGCCACUACAGCUGGAGCAGCACCCUGAGGCUCCCUGCAGACCAGUGGAGGAAGGUGGUCUCUGUGAGCUGUGAGGCCACCCAGGGCUCCCAGACUCCACUCUCAGAGACACUGAGGAGAGACCAGUGUUCCCAGUCCUGACUCACUCACUGGGAUUCUCAUACUUUUCUGACUCUUACUGCUCUCUGUUUGCUCUCUCUAAUUCUUUCUUUUUUCUUUUAAUAUUUUUUUCAAACUAAACAAAUAAAACAGCCAUGUCUUCCUCUUCACAAUGAUAUAGUUCAUGAUUUUCAUGCAAUAAAGCCUUCUGUCUUCAAAUGAGGUGUUUCACAGUCUUAUUAUUUAAUCAAACAUCUUAAUAUUUCAUAAUGUAUUGUAACUUCAGACAUGAGAAACAAUUCCACAAAUGAACAUUGACAAAGCACACCUGUGAAGUGAAAACUGUUUCAGUUGACUAACUCAUGAAGCUCAAUGAGAGAAUGCCAAGAGUGUGAAUUUAAGUAGCAUGUUGAGUGUAAUCAGAGGAAAG
Acanthochromis polyacanthus (spiny chromis) is the source of this 1147-nucleotide messenger RNA. RefSeq names its product immunoglobulin kappa light chain-like. Gene Ontology annotation, biological process: immune response; immunoglobulin production. The coding region runs from base 1 to 759 and encodes 252 amino acids. NCBI's taxonomy places the organism in Eukaryota, Metazoa, Chordata, Actinopteri, Pomacentridae. The transcript has 4 exons. The record is from RefSeq and is a predicted model, not a curated record.